UCUCACAAGGUUCUUUAUUCAUUUUUUUCUUUCCAUGCUUAAUCCUUUUGAGAACUUUUCUACUUCCUAGUUUUUAACCAGACUAGCUUUUAAGUUGAUGACCUGAACUUUUCACUCUUACCAAAACUCCAGUUUUUCGAUUUUGUCUAAAACAUCUCUACUUAAAAGUAUAUAUAUAUAUAUUCCCUUCCUACCCUCGUCCCUAGUUCCCUUUCACCCCCUGCACCCUAGAAGUCAAAAAAUAACAAACUGAUUUUCUUUUCCAGCUUGCCCUUUUGACAACAGUACCAGUAAUCUCUAGCAGUUGACUCUUUUUUUCUUGUUUCCUCACCUCUCAUAUCUAAUUCUUAAGUACUUUCUGCUGAAUCUUCCAUCUAAAUAGAAAUUACUUACAGAUUUGACUGUCUUUCAUAUUUUCAUUUUUACCAUCCUAUAUAGGCCCUCACCACUUCAAACCAUUGAGAUCACUGUAGUUACUAAUUUUUAAUUGUUCUCACUAUUUUCUCCAUUCUGAUUCAUCUUGAAAAUACUCUUGUAUUUCCUCAUGCUACUUGAUUACUUAUAAUUGUUAUCUCUAAUCUUUUCUAAAUGAAAUACAAAUACUUCAGGGAUUAAACUCAAGGUCCUUUAUCAGCAGUCAUCACUUGACCCACUUUUACUUUUUUUCCUUGUACUUCCUCAGUUCAUCAGGACACUCUGCUAAUACAUAUAUACUGUCUUAAAGUUAAUUUUUUUGAUUGUUUAUCUCCACCGAGAAUACCAUCUAUAUUCGUUUUUACUGAUAAGAAGUUUUAUGUUUUGGUUUAGUUUAAACAGAAACCCUAUGUUUGUUUGAAUACUUAUUUGGUUUAGUUUAAACAGAAACCCUGUGUUUGUUUGACUACUACUUACCAGCUGUGUGAUUUGGACAAGUUAAUUAGCCUCACUGAGCCUUAGUUUAUUUUUCUGUAAAAAUGGGGAUAAUUAAUAGUCCUUGCCUUCUAGGGUGGUUAUGAGGAUUAAAGGAGUUAGUAUAUGAAAAGUGCUUAAGUUUUGUAAUAUGAAGGGCAUGCCCGACAAAUGUUAAUUAUUACCAUUAAAUAAAAAUCUAGUUUAAGACUCAUUCAAGUCAUUCCUCUGAUACUAAUACUGAUUUGCUAGCCUUGAGACCUCAGUUUCCAUAUAUGUGUAAUGAUGAGAUGAUUUCUAACAUUUGUUGCAUUAUACAACUGAAAACUGUGUGAGAUCGAAAAAGAAUAUGAGCUUCAAAGUCAGACAAGCUAUCGGAUAAUAGUAAGCACCAGCCACAAAAUCCUACAAAAGAAGUAAAUUACUGUCUUUAAAUACUAAAAAAAAAAACAAGAUCCAUGAGUGGGCAUCGAUCAACAAGGAAAAGAUGUGGAGAUUCUCACCCAGAGUCCCCAGUGGGCUUCGGGCAUAUGAGUACUACAGGAUGUGUAUUAAGUAAAUUGUUUCAGUUACCAACACCACCAUUGUCAAGGCACCAACUAAAGCGGCUAGAAGAACACAGAUAUCAAAGUGCUGGACGGUCCCUGCUUGAGCCCUUAAUGCAAGGGUAUUGGGAAUGGCUCGUUAGAAGAGUUCCCUCCUGGAUUGCCCCAAAUCUCAUCACCAUCAUUGGACUGUCGAUAAACAUCUGUACAACUAUUUUAUUAGUCUUCUACUGCCCUACAGCUACAGAGCAGGCACCUCUGUGGGCAUAUAUUGCUUGUGCCUGUGGCCUUUUCAUUUACCAGUCUUUGGAUGCUAUUGAUGGGAAACAGGCAAGAAGAACCAAUAGUAGUUCUCCUCUGGGAGAACUUUUUGAUCAUGGUUGUGAUUCACUAUCAACAGUUUUUGUGGUUCUUGGAACUUGUAUUGCAGUGCAGCUGGGGACAAACCCUGAUUGGAUGUUUUUUUGUUGUUUUGCUGGGACAUUUAUGUUCUAUUGUGCACACUGGCAAACGUAUGUUUCUGGAACAUUGCGAUUUGGAAUAAUUGAUGUGACUGAAGUGCAAAUCUUCAUAAUAAUCAUGCAUUUGCUGGCAGUGAUUGGAGGACCACCUUUUUGGCAGUCUAUGAUUCCAGUGCUGAAUAUUCAAAUGAAAAUUUUUCCUGCACUUUGUACUGUAGCAGGGACUAUAUUUUCCUGUACAAAUUACUUCCGUGUAAUCUUCACAGGUGGUGUUGGCAAAAAUGGAUCAACAAUAGCAGGAACAAGUGUCCUUUCUCCUUUUCUCCAUAUUGGAUCAGUGAUUACAUUAGCUGCAAUGAUCUACAAGAAAUCCGCAGUUCAGCUUUUUGAAAAGCAUCCCUGUCUUUAUAUACUGACAUUUGGUUUUGUGUCUGCUAAAAUCACUAAUAAGCUUGUGGUUGCACACAUGACGAAAAGUGAAAUGCAUUUGCAUGACACAGCAUUCAUAGGUCCAGCACUUUUGUUUCUGGACCAGUAUUUUAACAGCUUUAUUGACGAAUAUAUUGUACUUUGGAUUGCCCUGGUUUUCUCUUUCUUUGAUUUGAUCCGCUACUGUGUCAGUGUUUGCAAUCAGAUUGCGUCUCACCUGCACAUACAUGUCUUCAGAAUCAAGGUUUCUACAGCUCAUUCUAAUCAUCAUUAAUGAUGUAAUUGGUAUUAUAUAGGAACACCAUGUUUUCUGCAGGAAAGAAUCUGAACAUAUUAAGGAGAAUGGGGGUGGAUAAGAACAAAUAUAAUUUAUAAUAAUCAAUGUUGUAUAACUUUUAUUCUUUAUUAUUGGUAACACUCCCUAACUAUCCUGUGUGAGAAUGGGAAUUUCAAGUCCCAUCUUGUAAAUUGUAUAUGUUAUCAUGCAGGGUUUGGGCCAAGAAAGCAUGCAGAAAAAAAUGCCAUGUAAUUGUAAUUAUCCUGGAUUCAGAAUAACAUUGUGAUGGGGAGCCAGAUCCACAGUGGUGGAGAGUUCUGAUGUUGUCUAUUUGCAGGCCAAAAGAUAAUUGCUUUAUAAUUUUAACAAAUCAUCGUCUUUUAGUAACAUCCUUGUUUAGUGUCUUCUCAAGCUUUCUUUACUAAGGAGUUCAGCUUGUGACACAGGUACAUCCCACUAGCUUGUGAGGUGGAACUAGUAAUAAAGACCUUGAAUUUGGAUUGAAAAGUUUCCUAUUUUUACAUUGUUGAGGAAGUUUUGUUUUGUUUUUUUUUUUGAUUGCUCAAGAAAUGAUUCUCUCACAGGCUUGGGAAAUCCUGUUAGCAUGCAGAAUAAUGUGGUAACUUUGUCAAUUUCCCAUUUUAUUUUUUUAAAUAAAUAUAUGAUCUGAAAGCCAA
This is a messenger RNA of Rhinopithecus roxellana (golden snub-nosed monkey), 3277 nucleotides long. RefSeq names its product choline/ethanolamine phosphotransferase 1 (gene CEPT1). The coding region runs from base 1347 to 2597 and encodes 416 amino acids. Gene Ontology annotation, biological process: phosphatidylethanolamine biosynthetic process. The record is from RefSeq and is a predicted model, not a curated record. Gene Ontology annotation, cellular component: Golgi apparatus; endoplasmic reticulum membrane. NCBI's taxonomy places the organism in Eukaryota, Metazoa, Chordata, Mammalia, Primates, Cercopithecidae. Gene Ontology annotation, molecular function: ethanolaminephosphotransferase activity; diacylglycerol cholinephosphotransferase activity. The transcript is spliced from 9 exons.